Messenger RNA from Lycium barbarum (goji berry), 1222 nucleotides. RefSeq lists its product as uncharacterized. NCBI's taxonomy places the organism in Eukaryota, Viridiplantae, Streptophyta, Magnoliopsida, Solanales, Solanaceae. The record is from RefSeq and is a predicted model, not a curated record. The transcript has 2 exons. The coding region runs from base 243 to 926 and encodes 227 amino acids. Gene Ontology annotation, cellular component: plasma membrane.
AAGCAAACACACAUAUACCAAACACGCUCUUACACCUUUUCCACGCACCCAUUGUCCCCCUCUCCCUCCAUCUUCACUCUCUCCAAAAGCAAAGCAAAUAAAAGAGUAGAGAGAAAGCAAGAAAGAGAGAGAGAGAGAGAGAGAGAGAGAGUUAAGAGUACUGGUGGGUCUUAAUACAGUACACUUUUAUUCCCAAUAUUAUUCUUCAUCCUAAUUCUUCUCCAUCUUCUUGUUUCUUCACAAUGACCUCUAGAUUAACCCAAAAUAACACCAAUGGCACACACCAUCAUCCUCAAUAUUACCCUCAACCUUCUUCUUUUUCUUCAUCUAAAGCUUCAUUUAAAGGCUGUUGUUGUUGCCUUUUCCUCCUUUUUUCUUUCUUACUUCUCCUUAUUGUCGCCGCUAUUCUAGUAAUAGUUCUUGCAGUGAAGCCCAAAAAACCACAGUUCGAUCUUCAACAAGUUGGUGUUCAAUAUGUUGGAAUUACCCGUAACCCAGCUGCCAUAGCCACGUCAUCCGCUUCUGUUUCGCUUAAUAUUCGAAUGGUUUUUACUGCUUUUAAUGAUAAUAAGGUUGGGAUUAAGUACGGUCAAUCGCGGUUUACUAUUAUGUACCGCGGGAUUCCUUUGGGUCGGGGCACCGUACCCGGGUUUUACCAACCAGCUCAUAGUGUUAAGCGGGUUGAAACUACUAUUGUUGUGGAUCGGGUUAACUUGCUCCAAGCUGACGCGGCAGAUUUGAUUCGUGACGCGGCAUUGAAUGAUCGGGUCGAGUUACGGGUAUUGGGUGAUGUCGGGGCGAAGAUUCGGAUCAUUGGGUUUACUUCACCCGGUGUGGAGGUAUCAGUGGAUUGUGCAAUAGUGAUCAGCCCAAGGAAACAGGCUCUCACAUACAAGCAAUGUGGAUUUGAUGGUCUAAGUGUAUGAUACAGUAACUGUUAAUUCACAAGUUUAACACACAUCCAUAUUGUUGGACUUGGUUAAAAGAAAGAAAAAGGCAAAUUGCAAAAGUAGCAUUUGGAAAGUUAUUUUAGGAAAAACGAAAACGAAAAGCAAGAUUCGAUUGAGCCAACUAAUUGUAGCGAAAAAAGCAUUUAUUUAUUAACUAGAUUUUCUUUCCUUUUUUUUUUUUUUUUUUUUUUUUUUUGGGAAAAGUUUUGUUCCGUGUUGUAAAGUUUUGGACUGAUCGUAUUUUCAAUAUUGUAAUGCACGCCUCAUUGUCA